CUGCGAAACAAUUCAGACGCAACCCAAUCAUUAGACCCGCUAGUUGGGAUCAUAGGGUGAAUAUUGAAAUGAGUCAAGCAAUACAAAAUUCGGGGCUCAACCUGGCACCUGAUGAUGUCAGGACGUUGGAGCAGCUCCGUGGGAGAUUAAUGCGGUUGAGCAGGGUCAUAGAAGAGCUGCAAAGUGCCAUGAUACACAGUGGAGAACACCCCCCACCUUGGCCGAAUAUGCAUCGAUCUAUAAGCCUGAUCAACGCUCAGCUCAAAAACCUGCACGACUUCUUCAAGGAUAAAAACGAAGAUGACCUAUCACGGAGCCAAAUUCUCUCGGCACUGCGGACUUACCCAGUCGCGCCGUUCCCCGCCGAGGAGCAGCGAUUCGUUCUGGAGACCAUCUUGCGAAAGAAGCCCAGUCCGGAUGAGGAGAAGUGGGUCGAGGAGCGUUUGCGUGCAGCAUCUGAGUUCUGUCGUGUGCCUGAAGAGUGGCUCUUAAUGCUUGGGAAGACCGAAGUGAUUAAAGAGAAUAGGUCCGACUAUGAAGACGAAUUCGGUGGCAUUAAGAGGGUCAAGGUACCUAUGGAUGAAGACGAUUUGACGGCUCUAUGGGCUGAAGCGCCAGCAACGGCCUAUGCAACCAUUUCCGCCUUUACGAAAGCUCUUUCGGGAGACUAUGACGAUGGCGAUGAGUCUGGCGACGAAGAUGCUGCGGCUUUAGAUGCCAUUCGCAGAGACAUUGGAAUGGUCGACGAACUCGAGUCAACGCCUGCUUCUGAAACGGGGUCUGGCGAUGACGUUAAACAACCUGCACCGUUGCCACUGGGUGCGAUUUUGAAGUUCGUUAGCACAGGGGCAUCUAUAAUACCUCCUGGAGUGCACGCAUAGAGCUUCCUUGUUCGGUCAUCGUAGUUAUUCGGGAUAGCGGCAUUGGGCUGGCGUUAUUAUGAUACCAUCAUUCACGGAGAUUUCGAGGUUCAUAGAGAUACCUUUCUAUAGUUCGCGCCUCCAACACAUGUAUUAUGUAUAUAUUCGAUUGCGUAGUGUUGCACGGACGAAGAAUGGAUAUAAUAGUUGAUUAUACUGGG
Molecule: messenger RNA, 1081 nt
Organism: Aaosphaeria arxii CBS 175.79
Lineage: Eukaryota; Fungi; Ascomycota; Dothideomycetes; Pleosporales
Exons: 2
Coding region: 69-881 (270 amino acids)
Biological process (GO): regulation of transcription by RNA polymerase II
Cellular component (GO): mediator complex
Molecular function (GO): transcription coregulator activity
Source: RefSeq, a predicted model, not a curated record